Molecule: messenger RNA, 882 nt
Organism: Linderina pennispora
Lineage: Eukaryota; Fungi; Kickxellomycota; Kickxellomycetes; Kickxellales; Kickxellaceae
Exons: 1
Coding region: 290-835 (181 amino acids)
Source: RefSeq, a predicted model, not a curated record
AUACAUUAGUACUACAUCAGAGCCCUCUCAUAUACAAUGGUGAUAUGAACGCAUUCCCCUCCACUGUACACGUACCACCGCCAUCACGCCAAUUUCCUCAGACCCAGAGCACACCUCGCCGCCAUGCAGAGCUGCUUCCAAGUCACGCAGCGAGCAGUUCCUACAUUAGCAAAGCAAUGGCUUAUUGUCGUCAAAAAGCAUUAGCAGCAGCAGCGCGCAAAUUGGCGGCAUUUGCCGAGAGAACAUUCGUGUGGGAAGAAAGAAACAAGCAGUGAAUCUCCAUGCUUGCAUGAUUCCCAAAUACGGCUCCAGCUGCAAACAGAGAAAGGACGGCGGGCUCCUAGUUUGCGCAGUGUCCGCAUUCCGGAACGAAAAGCAGUGCAAGGAUUCGCAACUGCAUAUCAGCAGCCGAAUUGUGGCUCGCAUCAACAAACAGAGCAUCGUGGUGUGCUGUGGAACUUACAGUUGGCCCUCAACGCCCUCUGCCGCCUUAGCCUCUGAAGCGACGGCGUCCAGUGCACGCGCACGAAUCUGCGCAUACAUGGCAGCAUCGGAGCAGAGCGAGUCCCAGCUCGUGAAUGCACCAUCGCCGGGCCAGGGCUGGUCGGCGCCGUCUGGCAUGCUGGCCAAUCGCUGCGAAGCCUCUGAUGCAGGGCUAUUUUCGUUCAUGCCCGUCGCCGCCGAUCGCCUAUAUGGGAGUGGGCUGAAUCCACUCUUGCCAAUCUGGGACGCGGCGUCGAGCAGCUGCCGGAGCGAUAGUGCAAGUGUAUCGCCUGGGUGGAUGACCUGCCUGCCUCCGUCUGUUGCUGCCGCCGCACUCGUCUCCGCUACCUGAUUCCAGGCCACUCUACAUGCAAAAAAGCCCAGCGAUUUGCAGUUUGU